Chenopodium quinoa (quinoa) is the source of this 947-nucleotide messenger RNA. RefSeq lists its product as uncharacterized. The transcript is spliced from 2 exons. The coding region runs from base 162 to 755 and encodes 197 amino acids. The record is from RefSeq and is a predicted model, not a curated record. Lineage: Eukaryota; Viridiplantae; Streptophyta; Magnoliopsida; Caryophyllales; Amaranthaceae.
CUUACCAAUUAGAUCACCAAGUUUAUACCUACAGCAUCUCAAUUCGGGUAGAUAAAUGCUACUGAACAGAAAUCGAAUCGACUCAUCAACACCAAAAACACAUAACUAAGUGUAAUUCUGAAAAAAAUUCUGUAAGUUCUGAAGUACUUGAGUUUACAACAAUGAUGAUGAAAACUAGCAUGUUUUCGUUUCUACUUUGUUUUUCAUUGUUUCAUCAAGUAUUAUCCGAUAAUCUUAUUGAUCAGCAGGAUGUCAACUCAAACUCAAAGGAAGCUUUUCCCUUGAAGUUGAAUUCAGUGAAUCCGAAUCUUGAAAUGACCCCAAGUCCAGAAUCAGCCUCAGGAUGGCUUCAUCGCAGUCUUAACAAGAAGCAACGUUACCUUCACGGUCGUCAUCAUCAUGUCUACCAUGAAGAAGAUAAAGCUUCGGAGUAUUUCCCAACGAAGGCAAAUUUUUACCAUCACCACCACCAUCGCCGUCAUCACCACCACCACCACCAUAAGAGGGCUCAUAACCAUCUCCAUACCCCCAAUGCUCAAAUUUCAUCAGAGACACUUGUAAAAGCUCGAGGUCCUUAUGAAGAUCACCAUAGUAGACUUCACUAUCAUGUCUUGGACCCGAUGGAGGCUGCUCAAUUUCCAAUACAGUUUGCAGUAGCGACUCCCCAUCCCGAUGAAAGUCAUCAUGGAGAUCAUCUAUAUCACCAUCACCAUCAUCAUCAACAUAAAAAGCCUCACCAUAAACAUUAUUCUUAAUCCCCACUGAGGCUCCUCAAUUGAACAAAUAACAAUCAUCGAUACAGUUGCACCGUAUUAAGAAGCGUAAACAGAAACAAUGUACCUCAAGCAUCUACAGCCAUGACUGACAGUACAUGCACAUUCAUCAAUUCUGUUCCCAUCAUCAGAAAAGUAUAUUGAUUAAUGAAAUGAAUGUCAAGUGUUUGCUUA